Cyphellophora europaea CBS 101466 is the source of this 2865-nucleotide messenger RNA. RefSeq lists its product as uncharacterized. Gene Ontology annotation, molecular function: DNA binding; zinc ion binding. Lineage: Eukaryota; Fungi; Ascomycota; Eurotiomycetes; Chaetothyriales; Cyphellophoraceae. Bases 1 to 2865 code for a protein of 954 amino acids. The record is from RefSeq and is a predicted model, not a curated record. Gene Ontology annotation, biological process: DNA-templated transcription. The transcript is spliced from 2 exons.
AUGCCACUCAAGACCGAGGUCCGGUACAUCGAGUUACCGACGGGACCUUUCGCGCCUGUCUUGCAUGUGCUGCUGCUAGGUCGAGAUGCUCUGGAGGCUCGCCUUGUGGUCGCUGUGGCGUUCGAAAAAUUGAGUGCACGAGACGAUAUCAAGGACGAGGUUGCGACCUUCCAAGUCGAGCCGUCUGUUCAGACUCACGAUCAGCCGUAUCGUGCUCAAGAGCAGUUCCGUUUCGUCCAUCAAGAUGGCUGCUCCAUGGGCACCGGAAGUCUUCAAUAUCAGCGAACUGUGCCACAGGGUCACCAUGGCCAGCUGAACCAAUCGCCACCUCAGCCAACAGAUACCAGCUAUGCCCAUCAGGCGCAGAGGACCUCGAUGCAGAUCCAGACGGGUGUCGAGGAUCAAGCAUCGGUGAAUCACCCAAUCGCCAUAUCGAGCCAGAUUCCACGCGACCAGCACUAUGGCAGCAUGACCGUGCCGUCGCAGAUGCAGAACGAAUUCUCAGUUACGCAUGGCCCUUAUGACUAUCCAGCAUGGGAUGAGCCACUGAACUGGAUUCCCAUCAGUGUGUACCCGUCGCCAUAUGAGGGGGAACUAGAACAUGAUUUCUCCUUUCUUCUUCCUCCGCUGUCCGACUCGUCCACGCUGGGUGUUGAUUAUGGACCAGCCAUCCCGAUUGAUGCCUCUUCUCAAGUCUACCAGAUACCCUCGACCGUUCAGCAUCACGAGCAGCCAUUUCAAGAUGGCCGUAAUCUCUCAGUCACUUUCUCUGGUCUUGCUAACAGCCCAACAUCAUCUGCAAGCAACGAGCAGUCUGCCCCAAGAUCGGGCAUUGGCUCAGGUGGCCUAGCUGACGGGAAGAAGAGACGCCGUAAAUCGGCAGCCACCCUGGACUUGUUUGUCCAACCGCGCCGAAAAAGCAAUACUUACGCCUUUCCAACAGAGAUUUCAUCCGCUGCCGAAGAUCCUGACUUUCACCCGAGGCAGUAUUGCUCUGUGGGAGCCUACGACAUACUAUUCGCUGCUUUCGAGCGCCUGUGCAGGCAUAGCCAGCAAAAAGCUCCGUUUCACAGCACCUCCUUCCCAGACAUGGAUGCCUUCAAUCGCUAUAUCGAUCUCUAUUUCCAGCAUUUCCACUCCAUCUUUCCAUUGUUGCAUCGACCGACAUUCGGUCACAAUUCGCAUUGGUCUGUGAUACUGGCUGCAGCAACAAUAGGGAGCACAUUUGCCCAAGCAUCGUACACAUCGAGUCUGAGGGAAGCUUUCCAAGAGUUUCUUAGGCGAGUUGUCAGCGAAGCGUCUGAGACAGCCAGUGAUCUGCUCGAUAUUCCACUUGCUCAAGCACGACUGCUCAAUUUAGUCAGUCUGGGUCAUGCCGAGGCAGAUCAUUUGAGACUCCUUGCGACGAGGUGUCAUGCAGAUCUUUCACAUUGGUGCCUCGAGUCCGGAAUUCUCCAGCUGACUGGGUCCAAGGGUCAGGACUCAGAUCAUGGUCUGGACAGCUCACACUCAUGGCAAGCAUGGUCGAGCUGGAUACAAAACGAGUCACUGCGACGCAUUGCUUACUUGACCUGGCUGAUGGACACCUCCAUGGGGUACCUUGCCAAUACGCGGCCAUUGUGCAAUAUGGAUGAUGCUCGGACACCUCUUCCCUCUGAGGAAGGCCUUUGGAAAGCCGAGACUGCUGAAGAUUGGCGCUCGCUCGCUGUGGUCUCGCAACCUAUGCCAUCCCUAUGUGGCGCACUCGAGCACCUGUACACGAAAAAGGCAGUUCCACCUGGCCUCAGCGACCUGUGUCAGACGCUCGUCAUCAAUGCGCUAUUCCAGCGGACAUGGGAGGUCGGCACACAUAUCAAACAGCCGUUGAGCGAGUGGGUCCCGACGGGCAAGGCUCGAGGGUUUCUGAACACGCCAUCCAAGGAUGAUUUUUGGCUUCCCUUGUACCCUCUGUAUGCCAACUGGCGUAACUCGGCCUGCGACUGCUUGGACAUCAUCAACUGGCAGGCAGCCAGCAUUGUUGCCAAGGCAUCAGGCGUCGAGCACGACUUGAUGCUUCAUCUCCAUCUCGCUCGGAUCAUACUCCUGACACCAUUCCAGGAGAUUCAGGACCUGCUCUUCUCAUUGAUUGGCCGCGUGGGCGACUCAUCAAGAGCAAGCUUUUACGUUCAUGAUGGCAGUUAUCAGCCACGCAACCGCGCCAAAUUGCCUCAGAUCAGAAAGAUCACGUGGAGAUGGCUAAGAGAUGACCAGCACAAAGCCCGUUUGGCUAUGGUCCAUGCUGGGUCAGUGUUCUGGCAUGUGCGCCGGUACUCAUCCAUGAGCUUCUACGAACCGCUUGCGGUGUACCUUGCUAGCCUGGUGCUGUGGACAUACGGCUCGUACAAAUCGGCGGCUUUGGAGAGGAAUGUAGCAAAUGCCAACUCCAAGCCUAUCGGAGGCCCGAGCGGCCCUUCUGCGGAUCUGACAGUCGUGCAACCGUCUCGGGUUGAGCGCAAGAUUCGAGUUCAGGAUGUCAUCAGCAACACGGAGUCUGCCGCCGCCGGUGAUCGUCAAGGAUCCGAGGCAGACGCCCAGAAAGGGUCCGGAGCCGAUAGUGACUUGGAGGACAGCUCUUCCGAUACAUCUGGAGCUCAGCCGGAAUUCAUCCACCUUGACCGUCCGUGCGACGAUGAAAUGAUACAACACUUCGUUCGCAACGGACACAACAUGACCGGGCAUAUGUCGAAUGUUGGGGAUAUCUGCAAGACACCAAGCAAGGUCUUGCUAGAGGGAGCGAAGUUGUUACGGACACGCUUAGGCUGCUGGGGUGUGAGCAGGGAAUAUUACGAUAUCUUGACCAGACUAGCUGAGAUGCGGAAAGGGUAG